Molecule: messenger RNA, 324 nt
Organism: Microbotryum saponariae
Lineage: Eukaryota; Fungi; Basidiomycota; Microbotryomycetes; Microbotryales; Microbotryaceae
Source: the annotation of a GenBank genome assembly
AUGAAACGACACCCGACCAAGCUCGAAUCGCUGCGGCGUCGCACGGGGAUCUCAGGCGAAGCUCCGAUCGAGGCGCUCGAUCUGUUCAAGGAUGCUUACUCCACGUUUCUACCAUUGGAUUAUAUGCAUCUGAUUGGUAUCAACAGUGGCAGCACUUUCACCAAUAUCCUCGUCGGCGACUUGGACUCGAAAGCACGCAGGCACUCCAUGACGUUGACCUCCGACGCGAUCGCUCGCAUGACUCGUGCGCAGCUGUUGUCUCGGCCGUACCUUGCGAGAGUGGAGGGUGUGAUUGUCAGGCCCUUAGCCGAGAAAAGGAAAUAA